This is a messenger RNA of Talaromyces atroroseus, 2376 nucleotides long. RefSeq lists its product as hypothetical. Gene Ontology annotation, biological process: polynucleotide 5' dephosphorylation; 7-methylguanosine mRNA capping. The coding region runs from base 1 to 2376 and encodes 791 amino acids. Lineage: Eukaryota; Fungi; Ascomycota; Eurotiomycetes; Eurotiales; Trichocomaceae. The record is from RefSeq and is a predicted model, not a curated record. Gene Ontology annotation, molecular function: polynucleotide 5'-phosphatase activity. Gene Ontology annotation, cellular component: mRNA capping enzyme complex. The transcript is spliced from 3 exons.
AUGGACCUGCGCACCAUAAUGAACUCCGAGGCCAGCGGUGCUGCGAAACCUCAACCUCCGCCACCAUCACAGCACUCUCCUGCGCGCCAGCAUUCAGAGCCUCUUAGUACUCCGCGACCUCAAGUGUUGACUCCCGGCCCGGCAUCGUAUCAGUCUGGCUAUUUUGCGCGCCCGCCUCAACCCUCGAUACAGCCACCUCAGCAUUCCCCAAGCGCAUCCUCGACGCACAUUUUAACGCAAUCCCCAUUGCAAUACAACUCAACCACAACACUGGCUGGAGGAUCGCAUUCUAACCGCACGCAAAGUUCUCCUCCUCCGACGUACCAGCUGGCGCCCCGAGAUUCUACCCCAGCCAGCCCUGCCGUGUUCGCACAGCCCUCACUUGCUUCACCAUAUACACCCCAGUCUGGUUCGUCAAUCCAGCAGCAACAAUCAUAUUUUAAUCACUACCCCGGUUCCCAGUCUGCUCAGCACGCUCCCGGUCCUCAUUCCACGCACGGUUACUCACCCCAACCUUACGCAAGCGAGAGCCCUCGUCCAGUUAAUGCUCAACAGUCCUUCCCGCCUCAACACCAGAUAUCUCCUCCUGCGCAGCGGUCCCAGCCCGGGACACCUUUAGGUCCUCCUGCUGGUCCAUAUCAACGUCCUCCUCAAUCUGCUCGUCCUCCAUCUGCUGGAGAGAAUACAUCCGCUCAGACAUCCAACUUGUGGAAUUUCCACGAACAUCAGGGGUCUGAACAGAGAAUAGGAGGCCUACAAAACUACCAGGGUAUCCCACCACAACAUAUGGAUUCAAGACAAGGAGAAAGGCUUAAUAGUACUCAAAUCCCACCAGAAACUGAGAGAGAGAGAAGCGUCAGCAUUAGUCCGAAAACCAUUGUUUCACGCCAGAGUCUAUCCCAAGAUCGAGAGGGUAUCACGCCUCAUCGCACCAGCAUUGACGACGAUCGUUGGCGUCAAAGUCCUUCCGGCAGCCAUUCUCACAGCAGUUCUUUCGCGGACCAUACGAAGCUCGCAUCGCACACACCCCAGCCAAGCUACCCUCACGGCCCCCAAGCAAUGCAGAUGAGCAGCUCACCGUUGGCGAGACAGACACCGUCUCGCGAAACUCCUACUGCACUAAUCCAGCCUAUCAAAUCCGAAGCCUUGGAAGUGUCGGAAGUUUCCGGACGACCGCUUAAACGUAAGAAAAUGAGAUAUGACGAACCCCCGAUUUACGCUCGGAGAGUGCCUAGAGGCACUGCGAAAGGGCCAAUCAUACCAAAUCCAAGGCCACCUAUUGCAAAGAACUCUCCAGCUCGACUCUCUCUUCAUCGCCGUUCGACAUCUGUCCAGGGAGCCGCACCAUCGCCAUCCACUGCAUCGUUGCAAACUCCUGCCAGACCGCCAGCAGCGGUAAAUGGUAGCACUCCACCAAACGGUCGUCUCCUUCCUCCAGCCCCAGCAGAGCCUGUAUACGGUUUAUUAGGGCCCUGGGAGCCCUCGAUUUCAGGCAAAAUUCCCUAUGAAGAAAUUACGAAGGUCGUUUGCGAUUUUCUCUUCAAGGAAGUCGUUCUCAGACGAGACCUUGCUGCGGGAGCCGCUGGAGUUUCAGCCACAGGAUCCGGAGCAAUCUUAGAAAUUGAAGCUAAAUUAGGAAAAAUUGUGGAUAAAGAGACGAAGGGACGCCUUCGUCUUCCGGUCAUGACCGAGUGCGUCCUGAACACUUCCGACUACCGUACCGCCUUCGAAAGCUCUAUGAGUCUAGCACAACAUCGCGUGAUGAACAAUUUUCUGAAUGAAGCCGUCAAAGCCUCGAUGCCGCAGGCUGGACUCAACCGGAUUCCAUUAUCAUACGCACACAAGAAAGAACGUGACACCUUUUAUGAAUUACCUCCCAAUGAAAUACCGCCACGCUUACAGAAUUACCUUAAUCCGCGACACAAACCUAAGGUGCGAGUGACUACAGACCAGAGAACCGGCGAGGUUCUCGCAAAGAUUAUCAAAUGCCGAAUCGCAGAUUUGGACGUCUAUAGUCCUCGCACGAACGUCGAUUGGCGUAUCUCUGUCAACCUAGAAAUGAACUUUGAUCGAGAUGUGCGACAGUUCCCUAUUUCGGAUGGCGGUGCGCGGGGAAGAGUGGGUGGUGAGAGAAUCAAAGAUCGCAUGAGCUAUCGCCAUCUAGCUUAUCAAAUUGAUCUCACUCAAGUGGGAACAGCAGAGAGCCCUGUCAACCAUGAUUUCGAGCAUGAACUUGAAGUUGAACUAUCUGCAGCGGAAGUACGACGGCAAGGAGAGCUUGCCAUGGAAGGCAAUGAGAGAAAUCAGUACGAAGACCUCAUCAAGGGUUUUGUGGACAAUGUUCGAUUUCUUGCUCGAGCUGUCCCCAACGCAUAA